AUGAAAAUGGAGGAAAUGUCUUUGUCUGGCCUGGAUAACAGCAAACUAGAGGCCAUCGCUCAGGAGAUAUACGCGGACCUGGUCGAGGAUUCUUGUUUGGGAUUCUGCUUUGAGGUACACCGGGCUGUCAAGUGUGGCUACUUCUUCCUGGACGACACGGACCCUGAGAGCAUGAAGGAUUUUGAGAUCGUGGACCAGCCGGGUUUGGACAUCUUUGGACAGGUUUUCAACCAGUGGAAGAGCAAGGAGUGUGUUUGCCCCAAUUGCAGCCGCAGCAUUGCCGCCUCUCGUUUUGCUCCCCACCUGGAGAAGUGCCUAGGAAUGGGUCGGAACAGCAGCCGAAUCGCCAACCGCCGGAUUGCCAAUAGCAACAACAUGAACAAGUCAGAGAGUGACCAAGAGGAUAAUGAUGACAUCAAUGACAACGACUGGUCCUAUGGCUCAGAGAAGAAAGCCAAGAAGAGAAAAUCAGACAAGAACCCCAAUUCCCCUCGAAGAUCCAAGUCUUUAAAACACAAAAAUGGGGAACUUAGCAAUUCGGAUCCUUUUAAGUAUAACAACUCAGCUGGGAUCAGCUACGAGACCCUGGGGCCAGAGGAGCUGCGCAGCCUGCUCACCACGCAAUGUGGGGUGAUUUCUGAACACACCAAGAAGAUGUGCACAAGGUCCCUACGCUGCCCUCAGCAUACAGAUGAGCAGCGGCGAGCCGUGCGGAUUUAUUUCCUUGGACCCUCAGCUGUCCUUCCAGAGGUGGAGAGUUCCCUGGAUAAUGACAGCUUCGACAUGACUGACAGCCAGGCCCUGAUCAGCCGGCUUCAGUGGGACGGCUCCUCUGAUCUCUCACCCUCUGAUUCAGGCUCCUCCAAGACGAGUGAGAAUCAGGGGUGGGGUCUAGGUACCAACAGUUCCGAGUCACGGAAAACCAAGAAAAAGAAAUCCCAUCUGAGCCUGGUAGGGACUGCCUCCAGCCUGGGCUCCAACAAGAAGAAAAAGCCAAAGCCACCGGCGCCCCCGACGCCCAGCAUCUACGAUGACAUCAACUGA
Rangifer tarandus platyrhynchus (Svalbard reindeer) is the source of this 1044-nucleotide messenger RNA. The record is from the annotation of a GenBank genome assembly. NCBI's taxonomy places the organism in Eukaryota, Metazoa, Chordata, Mammalia, Artiodactyla, Cervidae.